Messenger RNA from Zalophus californianus (California sea lion), 7427 nucleotides. It is a transcript of the gene XRN1, whose product is annotated as 5'-3' exoribonuclease 1. Gene Ontology annotation, cellular component: nucleus. Gene Ontology annotation, molecular function: RNA binding; 5'-3' RNA exonuclease activity. Bases 1381 to 6612 code for a protein of 1743 amino acids. Gene Ontology annotation, biological process: rRNA catabolic process; nuclear-transcribed mRNA catabolic process. NCBI's taxonomy places the organism in Eukaryota, Metazoa, Chordata, Mammalia, Carnivora, Otariidae. The transcript is spliced from 43 exons. The record is from RefSeq and is a predicted model, not a curated record.
CUUGGGGCUCCAUCCUAGGAUCGUGACCUGAGCCAAAGGCAGAUGCUUCACUGACUGAGCCACCCAGGUGCCCCUAACCUGCUUUCUUAAUAUAUAUUGUUCAUUAUAACUGAAGAAAUGGAACAUCUUAUGUUUUUAUGCUCUAAAAGAUGUAUUUGCAAGAAACAAGCCAGCCUAAUUUCAUUUUAUAACUUUUAUUGAUUUUCUUUUAAGUACUAGCUAGCAAAAGGAUUCAUUUGAACAAAAAAUUACACUGAAUAAAUGCUGUAGGCAAAGCAUUAUGCUAGAUUCCUGAACAGAGCUACCUGCCCUGCCCUCUAGGAACUGUCUAGUCUAAUAAAACAGAUAUAAACAUAAAGCACACAUCAAGUUCACUUAAAACUCUUUUUUGUAUGGUUGAAAAUGUAACAGGAAAAAAACAUAAACCAAGGAGCAUGAAUAUGAAAACUCAAUGUAAUUUUAAAGAUCCUGUCAUACUGAGUUUGCCAGAAUACAGAAUCUAGUGGUCUUAGAAGACACUUAAAAUUUCAUAAAUUUUAAAAUUAAAGAUAUUUUAAUGUUCAUUUUUUGGAAGUUUUCUUGCUGAUGAUUUAAAAUAAUUCACAAUAUUUACAAAAUUAUGAGGUUAUUACAUUCAAAUAAAUGGAAAAAUUAUAACAGAAUUUUACUUAAAAUCUCUUGAUAGAAUUAUGCUUUCCCGCACGGUUUAGAGUGUGAUGGGGGAAAACAUGAAAACCAAGAGACAUGAAUGUGAAACGUACACCAUUUCCUCGGGAAGCCUAAUGUUGGUUUAAGGAGGAAGCUGGGUGGGGGUGGAGGGGAAUUAGAACAUUUUUUCCAACAAAUAAUCUGGCAAAAAAAGUUUUUAAAAGAAGUUUGAUAUAGGGUUAUAUUCCUCAGGAAAAAACCUCCCCCUCCCCAAACAAAACAAACUAAACCAAAUAAGUCACCAGAUCUUUCCAAAUCUGUGUUGAAAAAUACUGAGAUUAGUAAUUCCAGGACACAGAAGCAGGACAAAUACCAGUGUUCCAAAACUCUUCCAGCAGGCUCGUGAGGUUUUCACACCACUCCCACGUCUACUUACAAAGCACAGCUCUGUCAACAAACACUUCCAGAACUAAAUGUAACGCACCAACACGCCACUCCGCCCUUAAACAUUACCACCGGGGAGCUAGGCCGCGGCGAGUUAGAGCCGGGAUUAGAGCCCCGCCCCGGGGAUGCGGCCUCUAAUCGGCCGCUCUAGGCCCGGCGAGUGCUCUCUAUGGUCGGGCGGGCGGUGUGUUGUCAUCCGCGGAGCGACGGCCGGAGGCAGCGGCUUAGGCCCCGGCGGGGCGUUUGGUUUCGCUUUGGCCCUGACUGCAAUUAGCGUUGACGGUCGAAAUGGGAGUCCCCAAGUUUUACCGAUGGAUCUCGGAGCGGUAUCCCUGCCUCAGUGAAGUGGUGAAAGAGCAUCAGAUUCCUGAAUUUGAUAACUUGUACCUGGAUAUGAAUGGAAUCAUACAUCAAUGUUCCCAUCCUAAUGAUGAUGAUGUUCACUUCAGAAUUUCAGAUGAUAAAAUCUUUACUGAUAUUUUUCACUACUUGGAGGUGUUGUUUCGCAUUAUUAAACCUAGGAAAGUGUUCUUUAUGGCUGUUGAUGGUGUGGCUCCUCGAGCAAAAAUGAACCAGCAGCGGGGGAGGCGUUUUAGGUCAGCAAAGGAGGCAGAAGACAAAAUAAAAAAGGCAUUAGAAAAAGGAGAAACUCUUCCUACAGAGGCCAGAUUUGAUUCCAACUGUAUUACACCAGGGACUGAAUUCAUGGCCCGGUUACAUGAACAUCUGAAGUAUUUUGUAAAUAUGAAAAUUUCUACAGAUAAGUCGUGGCAAGGAGUUACCAUCUACUUCUCAGGCCAUGAGACUCCCGGAGAAGGAGAGCAUAAAAUCAUGGAAUUUAUCAGAUCGGAGAAAGCAAAGCCAGAUCAUGAUCCAAACACCAGACAUUGUCUUUAUGGUUUAGAUGCUGACUUGAUUAUGCUUGGAUUAACAAGUCACGAGGCACAUUUCUCUCUUUUAAGAGAAGAGGUUCGGUUUGGUGGCAAAAAGACACAAAGGGUAUGUGCACCAGAAGAAACCACAUUUCACCUCCUACACUUGUCUUUAAUGAGAGAGUAUAUUGACUAUGAGUUUUCAGUAUUGAAAGACAAGAUCACUUUUAAAUAUGAUAUUGAAAGGAUAAUAGAUGAUUGGAUUUUGAUGGGAUUUCUUGUUGGCAAUGAUUUUAUCCCUCAUCUACCUCAUUUACAUAUUAAUCAUGAUGCACUGCCUCUUCUUUAUGGAACGUAUAUUACCAUCCUGCCAGAACUUGGUGGUUAUAUUAAUGAAAGUGGGCAUCUCAACUUACCUAGAUUUGAGAAAUACCUUGUGAAACUAUCAGAUUUUGAUCGGGAACACUUCAGUGAAGUUUUUGUGGACCUAAAGUGGUUUGAAAGCAAAGUUGGUAACAAGUACCUCAAUGAAGCAGCAGGUGUUGCAGCAGAAGAAGCCAAGACCUACAAGGAAAAGAAAAAAUCAAAGGGCCAGGAAAAUGCCAUUUGUUGGGCUGCUUUAGACAAAAAUGGAGAAGUGGUAACUUCUAAGGAUAAUUUAGAAGAUGAGACUGAAGAUGAUGACCUAUUUGAAACUGAGUUUAGACAAUAUAAAAGAACAUACUACAUGACGAAGAUGGGAGUUGAUGUAGUGUCUGACGACUUUCUGGCUGAUCAAGCUGCAUGUUAUGUUCAGGCAAUACAGUGGAUUUUGCACUAUUACUAUCACGGAGUUCAGUCUUGGAGCUGGUAUUAUCCCUACCAUUAUGCACCUUUCCUAUCUGAUAUCCGUAACAUCAGUACACUCAAAAUCCAUUUUGAACUAGGAAAACCUUUUAAGCCAUUUGAACAGCUUCUUGCUGUACUUCCAGCAGCUAGCAAAAAUUUACUUCCUACAUGCUACCAGCACUUGAUGACCAGUGAAGACUCACCAAUUAUAGAAUAUUAUCCACCUGAUUUUAAAACUGACCUAAAUGGGAAACAACAGGAAUGGGAAGCUGUGGUACUAAUACCUUUUAUUGAUGAGAAGCGAUUGUUGGAAGCCAUGGAAACAUGUAACCACUCCCUCAAAAAGGAAGAAAGGAAAAGAAACCAACAUAGUGAGUGCCUAAUGUGCUGGUAUGAUAGAGACACAGAGUUCACUUACCCGUCACCAUGGCCAGAAAAGUUCCCUGCCAUAGAACGUUGUUGUACAAGGUAUAAAAUAAUAUCAUUAGAUGCUUGGCGUGUAGACAUAAGCAAGAACAAAAUAACCAGGGUUGACCAGAAGGCACUGUAUUUCUGUGGAUUUCCUACCCUGAAACACAUCAAACACAAAUUUUUUUUGAAGAAAAGUGGGGUUCAAGUAUUCCAGCAAAGCAGUCGUGGAGAAAACAUGAUGUUAGAAAUCUUAGUGAAUGCAGAAUCAGAUGAACUUAGCGUAGAAAAUAUAGCUUCAUCAGUGCUUGGAAAGUCUGUCUUUGUUAAUUGGCCUCAUCUUGAAGAAGCUAGAGUUGUUGGUAUAUCAGAUGGAGAAACUAAAUUUUACUUGGAAGAACCUCCAGGAACACAGAAGCUUUAUUUGGGAAGAACUGCCCCACCAUCUAAAGUGGUCCAUCUUGGAGACAAGGAACAAUCUAACUGGACAAAAGAAGUACAAGGAAUUUCAGAAUACUACCUAAGAAGGAAAGGAAUAAUAAUAAAUGAAACAUCUGCAGUUGUAUAUGCUCAGUUACUCACAGGUCGUAAAUACCAAAUAAAUCAAAAUGGUGAAGUUCGUCUAGAGAAACAAUGGUCAAAACAAGUUCUUCCUUUUGUUUAUCAAACUAUUGUAAAGGACAUCCGAGCUUUUGACUCCCGUUUCUCCAAUAUCAAAACAUUGGAUGACUUGUUUCCUCCUAGAAGUAUGGUCUUUAUGCUGGGAACCCCCUAUUAUGGCUGCGCUGGAGAAGUUCAAGAUUCAGGGGAUGUGAUUACAGAAGGUAGGAUUCGUGUGGUUUUCAGCAUUCCAUGUGAACCCAAUCUUGAUGCUUUAAUACAGAACCAGCAUAAAUAUUCUAUAAAGUACAACCCAGGAUAUGUGUUGGCCAGUCGUCUUGGAGUGAGUGGAUACCUUGUUUCAAGGUUUACAGGAAGUAUUUUUAUUGGAAGAGGAUCUAGGAGAAACCCUCAUGGAGACCAUAAAGCAAAUGUGGGUUUGAAUCUCAAAUUCAACAAAAAAAAUGAGGAGGUACCUGGAUAUACCAAGAAAGUUGGAAGUGAGUGGAUGUAUUCAUCUGCAGCAGAACAACUUCUUGCAGAGUACUUAGAGAGAGCUCCAGAACUAUUUAGUUAUAUAGCCAAAAAUAGCCAAGAGGAUGUAUUCUAUGAAGAUGACAUUUGGCCUGGAGAAAAUGAGAACGGUGCCGAGAAAGUUCAAGAAAUUAUUACUUGGCUAAAGGGACAUCCUGUCAGUACUUUGUCUCGUUCUUCUUGUGAUUUACAAAUUCUGGAUGCAGCUAUUGUUGAGAAAAUUGAGGAAGAAGUCGAAAAGUGCAAGCAAAGAAAGAAUAAUAAGAAGGUACGAGUGACAGUGAAGCCCCAUUUGCUGUACAGACCUUUAGAACAGCAACAUGGAGUCAUUCCUGAUCGAGAUGCAGAAUUUCGUCUCUUUGACCGUGUGGUAAAUGUGAGAGAGAACUUUUCAGUUCCAGUUGGCCUUCGGGGCACCAUCAUAGGAAUUAAAGGGGCUAAUAGAGAAGCUGAUGUACUAUUUGAAGUGUUAUUUGAUGAAGAAUUUCCUGGAGGCUUAACGAUAAGGUGCUCUCCUGGUAGAGGUUAUCGACUGCCAACAAGUGCCUUGGUGAAUCUUACUCAUGGGAGUCGCUCUGAAACCGGAAAUCAGAAGUUGACAGCCAUUGUGAAACCACAACCAGCUGUGAAUCACUAUAGCUCAAAUUCAUCAAUUUCAUCUGGGCAUUUGGGAGGCCUGAACCAUUCCCCUCAAUCACUUUUUGUUCCUACUCAAGUACCUACUAAAGAUGAUGAUGAAUUUUGCAACAUUUGGCAGUCCUUACAGGGAUCUGGAAAGGUUCAACACUUUCAGCCAACUCUACAAGAGAAGGUUGCAGUUCUACCUCAAGAAGUAAGUCAAGUAACUCAACAUCAUAAAUCUGGCUUUACUGACAACAGUAUUAAAUGUCAGCAAAGAAAACAUGAGCCUCACAGAAAAUUUAAAGAAGAGUGUAAGAGUCCUAAAACUGAGAGUCGGUUACAAAAACUGUCAAAUAAGCAGAUGCUUGGAGGGCCUGCCAAAUGUAAUAUUAAGCUAUUGAAGAGAAAUGAAAGUGCAGAAGUCUCAGAAAACCAGAAGGUUGUGACCAGUUACUCAAAUGCUAUUGAUAAGCCUAACCCUGGAAUUGAGAACUUUUUAGCAUCCUUGAAUAUCUCCAAAGAAAAUGAAGUACAGUCAUCUCAUCAUGAAGAGCCUCCAAGUGAAGAACUUUUGUCACCACAAUCUUUUGCUAUGAAGGGAACUCGGAUGCUUAAAGAAAUACUAAAAAUUGAUGGCUCUGAUGCUGUGGACCAUAAAAAUGAAAUGAAGCAGUUUGGUAAUGAAGUCACUGUUUCCUCUAAUAGAAGAGAUGAAUAUGGACCUUCCUCCCAGGCUAAACAAAAUAAGAAAUUAACAUCUUAUAUGAAUAAACCUCACAGUACUAGCGAAUACCAUAAUGUUCAGUCUAUGGACCAUGUGUGUUGGCCUGCUCCCAGCCAUAUCCCUCCUGUGUCCACACCAGUAACUGAACUUUCUCGAAUUUGUUCCCUUGUUGGAAUGCUACAACCAGAUUUCUCCUUUCUUAGAACACCACAGACAAUGACAGUUUGCCAGGUAAAAUUAUCUAAUGGCUUACUGGUACACGGGCCACAGUGCCAUUCUGAAAAUGAAGCCAAGGAAAAAGCCGCACUUUUUGCUUUACAACAAUUGGGCUCCUUAGGAGUGAAUUUCCCUUUGCCUCCACCAAUAUUUCCAAAUUAUCCUCCUGCUGUACCACCCGGAACCGUUCCCCCUGUUUUUCCUCAACCUACUGGCUGGGAUCACUAUGGAAGCAACUUAGCAUUGGGGGCAGCUAAUAUAAUGCCUUCAUCAUCUCAUCUCUUUGGCUCCAUGCCAUGGGGACCACCAGUGCCAGUUCCUGGGAAGCCAUUUCAUCAUACUUCAUAUUCUGGGACCAUGCCCAUGGCUGGGGGAAUGCCAGGUGGUGUGCACAAUCAGUUCAUACCUCUACAGGUUACUAAAAAAAGGGUUGCAAAUAAAAAGAACUUUGAGAGUAAGGAGGUCCAGAAUUCUCAAGCUACCCCGCUUCAGACUAGCCAGCCAGGGUCUUCCAUUGUCACCAAAGUGAUUCCACAGGAGAGUUCAUCAGCUUCCUUAAAGUCCUCUCAGAUUACUCAACCUGCAUCUUCUUUUCAAGCUGAAGCUGCCUCCCAAGGCCAUAGUAUGUCUCAUCACAAGUCCACACCAAGCUCAUCUUCAAGAAGAAAAUCAAGAAAACUGGCCGUCAAUUUUGGCGUUUCUAAACCUUCUGAAUAAAUUUGGUACUUGGAAUUAAAUUAAUUUCUUUCCUUUCCACCCACCUUUUUAGAAAUCCGUAUCUGUGUCUCAUAAAAAAUUAGAGUGUACUAUUUUAAAAUAGUAUGUUUUGAUUAAAAAUUUUCUUUUCAAUUAAAAUUUUUAAUUUGUUGUCAGGCACUUUUCAUGCUAUAUCAAAUUGUGCAUCUUAAAUGUGCAGUUUUACAUCAGUUAUACCUCAGUAAAGCUGUAAAAAAGAAAAACUAAAUUAAACCUUGUGUUAAAAUAGUAUCAGUGGACUAAGCAUUAAAAUGUACCACUCUAACUCGGCCUCUCAUCAAUAGAAGUAUCCUGAACUAUGAAUUAGACAUCAUAGUGCAAUAAUAAUAAAAAAAAAUUUUACACUAUUGAGGGAUAAUUAAAUGGAGCAUGAAAAUUGGGCCUCAAGUGUAAUCUACUGAAUGUGGAUUUUAUUUCUCUUUUUAAUGAUGUGACAGGUUUGUCAGGAGAAUGGCUCUUAAAGUAUUUUAACUUACAUUUUGUUUUCUCUGAGGGUCCUUUAGACCUGCUGUGAAAUGAUCACACUUGUGGUGGUGCUGCCAGUUUUGCUUUAUUCUAAAUUUUGUACCAAAGCAACUUUAGAAUACUGAUCAGAAUAUUUCAAUUAACUGCUUAGAACUAUAAAUAGCAACCUAGAUUUGAGCAAGUAAUUACAAUUUUUUAGAUUAUUCAAGAACCAGCAUUAGAAAUUUCUAAUAAAAUUAAGUUUCAAAAUCUACAGGGUACAAGGACUACAAAUUAAUCUUCUAAUAGAAUAAAGUAAAAUAUAUUAGUCA